Bradysia coprophila is the source of this 1707-nucleotide messenger RNA. Its product is annotated as cytochrome P450 3A24-like. The record is from RefSeq and is a predicted model, not a curated record. Lineage: Eukaryota; Metazoa; Arthropoda; Insecta; Diptera; Sciaridae. Gene Ontology annotation, molecular function: iron ion binding; heme binding; oxidoreductase activity, acting on paired donors, with incorporation or reduction of molecular oxygen.
AACCAUCUUUCAGUUGGUGUCGAUAUAUUUAAGUGUCAACGUCGUCUGAUAAGGAAUCAAAUUUUGAAUUGAAAUUCGAUUAAUAAUUACAAUAAAUCGUGCAAAAUGUUGGUCAUAACAUUAGUGCUGGUCCUGCUGUUUUUCCUGAUUUACAAGCGCCAACAACGGAUGUCGAUAUUAAAACGAUCCGGCAUUCCCGGCCCGAAACCCAAUCUUAUUUUUGGCCAUUUAUUUGAUAUUGGUUUCGGAGGAUUAAAGAGUGUCUUUCCCAAGUGGACCGAGAAAUACGGUUCUGUUGUCGGUUUCUAUUUCGGCGGACGACCUCAAGUGUUAGUUACUGACUUUGAUUUGAUUCGACACAUUUUGGUGAAAGAUUUCUACAAAUUCAGCAACAGAAAUCAAAUCAUACCGGGUGGAAUUCAUCCCACUCCGCAAUUUCAACACAUGCUAAUUUGGAGUCGUGAUACCGUUUGGAGAAAUUUGCGUGCCUCUUUGUCUCCGUCGUUUUCUGCUCACAAGCUUCAUGCCAUGGAGCCGUUGAUGAUGUUAACAAUUGACAAAUCGAUUAGCGAACUUGACGAUAUAGCCGAAAGUGGCCAAGAGUUUAAUAUAGGAUCGGUUAUGAAGGAGCUGACGUUUUCCACGGCAGCCAAAUGUAUUUUUGGACUUAAUUUUUCUCUGAAAGAUUUGACACGAGACACUAAAAGUUUCAUAGAAAUCACGCUUCCGCGCCUUGAAAAAUCUAUAUUGGCAAUGGUGAUGGUUCUAUUUCCAUCGCUGACAUGCAUAGCUUACCCACUAAGAGUUUUGUGGGAACGGAUUCGGUUUUUAAUGGCAUGGUCACCAGAAGGCGCUUGUUUUGAAGUUACGAAACAAUUGGUCCUGCUGCGACAGCGAUCAGAUAUAAAGAUUAUUGAUUUCUUACAGUUAUUACUUAAAGCUAAAAGAGUCCAGACAACUGUUGAUUCGGAAUUGGAGAUGUCAUCAGAUGAUGUUAAGCCGAAUGAUAAUUUAUUGAAUAAAGAAUUGAACAGUGAAAAUAUUUCAAAUGAUGAGAUUGUGGCAAAUGCAUUACUGUUCCUACUCGCUUCCUACGAAACAACAUCAGUUACUCUUCAGUUCUGUUUGCAUAACCUAAUAAAUCACCAAAGUGUCCAGGACAAAUUGAGAACCGAGCUUCUAAAAAUCGUGGACCCAGGAAGUAAAAAGAUUUCUGCUUUAGCUUUGUCUAGCAUUCCGUUGCUCAAUCACAUAGUCAAAGAGACGCUCAGAAUGUUUCCACCGGCGUCACCGUUGACUGCAAGAGUAGCCAAAGAAAAUUACGAAUAUCAAGGUAUUGUGAUACCGAAAGGAGCUGGUGUAUUCAUAGGAGUUUCCGCCAUUCACAAUGAUCCAAAAUUAUGGCCAGAGCCGGAAGAAUUUCGACCGGAGAGAUUCGAAAGUGAUUUUGAUAAAUUAGCGCUUCUAGCGUUCGGAGCUGGCCCGAGAAACUGCCUUGGAAUACGAUUCGCUUACAUGGAAAUUGAGUUGGCUUUGGCAAAUCUCAUCCUAAAUUAUCGAUUUGAGCCGGGACCAUCAACGGAGAAAAAGAUUAAGACGAUGGAAACCUUUGCAACGUUAAUACCACAGAAUGGUGUUUUUUGUAAAGUAACCAAACUGCAACAUUAAAUACGCAGCCUGUGAUCCCUCGGAACUCACUUAAAUAAA